AUGGCUCCUAAGCACUCCGAGAAAAGCUUUUUUAGCGCCGCCUACGAGCAGAUUACGUCUCCGGAGCACAAGACAAUCGUGAGGAGCAUCCUCGUCUUCGGCGCUGGUGUCGCCUUCCUCCACAGCAGCCUUUCUGAGCUCCUCCUCCCUCCGUAA
Molecule: messenger RNA, 156 nt
Organism: Aspergillus nidulans FGSC A4
Lineage: Eukaryota; Fungi; Ascomycota; Eurotiomycetes; Eurotiales; Aspergillaceae
Product: putative TOM core complex subunit Tom6
Exons: 2
Coding region: 1-156 (51 amino acids)
Biological process (GO): protein import into mitochondrial matrix
Cellular component (GO): mitochondrial outer membrane translocase complex
Source: RefSeq, a predicted model, not a curated record